AAUCAUUUAGGAAUAUAAAUGACAUUUUACAAAAAGUGGCUCACUUUGUUCCUCUAAUGAAAAGUUAACCACUAUUGUGGUUUUAAUGCUAGCUUGUGCUUAUUUGUGCAAAAUACAGGAAAUGCGUCAUUAACUGUAGGUAGACAAGUACUCAAGUACCGAUACCACAGGUGUUGUUAUUACUUCCUACUUGACAAAAGCAAAAAAGAUUCAGUGAUCAAUGAAGAGCAAUGAUAAAAACUUUAAGGAUUUUGUAGAAGUUUGACUCUAAACAGACAACAGAAUUUUGUGAUUAUUGUGUUUGUUUUAUUUUUUCUUAAAGUUUCAAUUGCUGGAGCUCAAACAGUGAAAAUGGAUUCACUCACUGUAGAACUUUCUUGCCCUGUGUGCCUUGAAAUCUUUAAGGAUCCUCUUCAAUUAUCAUGCAAUCACAAUGUCUGUAAAGAGUGUCUGCAACAGCUGUGGAGAACCAAGAAAACUCGGGAGUGUCCUGUCUGCGGGGGAACAUCCUCAAAAAAUCCUUCCUGUAAUCUUGUGUUAAAAAACUUGUGCAAGUCAUUCCUGAAGGAGAGAAAUAAGAGGUGUUUAGCAGGGUCUGAAGAGAUCUGCAGUUUACAUGGUAAGAAACUCAAACUCGUCUGUCUGGAGAACAAACAGCCUGUGUGUUCAGUGUGCAGAAAUACACAGAAAUAUGCCAAUCAAACGUUCAGACCCAUCAGUGAAGUUGUUCCAUCAUACAAGGAGGAGCUCAAUGCAGCACUGAAGUCCUUUCAAGAGAAACUUAAACAGAAAGAAAACCUUAAAAGAGAGUUUGAGAAAACAGUUCAACAUAUCAGGUCUCAAGCUGAAUACACAGAGAAUCAGAUUAAAGAGCAGUUUAAGAAGCUUCGUCAGUUUCUUAGAGAUGAAGAAACAUCUACAAUUAUUGCACUGAGGGAGGAAGAGGACCAGAAGAAGCAGAAUAUGAAGGAAAAGCUGGAUGAUAUGAACAGACAAAUCUCAGCUCUUUCACACACUAUCAGAGAUUUGGAGGAGACAAUGAAGGCUAAUGACGUCUGCUUUCUAAAGAAGUUUCCAGUCACGAUGGAAAGAGUCCAGAUCUCACAGCCAGAUCCACAGAUGCCUUCUGGAGUUUUAAUUUAUGUGCCCCGUUACUUGGGCAACCUGCCAUACAGAGUCUGGAAGAAAAUGCUGAACUCUGUCCAAAAGACUCCUGUGACUCUGGAUCCAAACACGGCUAAUCCACAUCUCAUCCUGUCUAAUGAUCUGACGCGUGUCAAAUACAUUUGGGAUAAACAACAGCUUCCUGAUAAUCAAGAGAGAUUUGACAUCUGUGGGUGUGUUCUGGGUUCAGAGGGUUUUAACUCAGGAAUGCACUUCUGGGAAGUCAAGGUUGAAGAGAGUGAAUGCUGGAGUCUUGGAGUAACUACAGAAUUAAACCAAAGGAAAGGACGUGAUUUCUGUAACUCUAAUGUCUGGUGUGUGCAGUAUGAUCCAUACAGACUGCUCGGGCCUGGUUUUCCUGUUAAACAGGAGCUUAAGUGUGUGAGAGUUGAUCUGGACUAUGAUGGAGGAACAGUAUCAUUCUCUGAUCCUGUAACUGACACGCAUAUACACACAUUUACAACCACCUUCACUGACGUCAUCUUUCCAUUUUUCUGUAAUCUUGAUGAACUUAACUGUCUCCAGAUUUUACCAGUUAAACUGUAAAAAAAAAUAAAAAUCACUGAAGCAUCAUC
Carassius gibelio (silver crucian carp) is the source of this 1739-nucleotide messenger RNA. Its product is annotated as nuclear factor 7, ovary-like. Gene Ontology annotation, molecular function: protein binding. The transcript is spliced from 6 exons. Lineage: Eukaryota; Metazoa; Chordata; Actinopteri; Cypriniformes; Cyprinidae. The record is from RefSeq and is a predicted model, not a curated record. Bases 352 to 1710 code for a protein of 452 amino acids.